Messenger RNA from Acaulospora morrowiae, 390 nucleotides. NCBI's taxonomy places the organism in Eukaryota, Fungi, Glomeromycota, Glomeromycetes, Diversisporales, Acaulosporaceae. The record is from the annotation of a GenBank genome assembly.
ACAAAUCAUUGGAGACAGGCAAGAAAGUUCUCAUUUACAAAUUAGCUUUUGAGAAAGGUUCUAUUCAUGUAAGUAAUUUUGGAGCUUCAGCAGAUGCAGAUAAUAAAAAUUUCCAGUUAUUAGUGGAUGCAGGGGUCAAUACUUUAUUUUUUGGGGAUUCCGAUAAAGAUGAUAUUAUAGAUAUCAAACUCGUAAGUAUGGCUGGGAUAGGUUUGGGAGGUGGACUCACACUUCAAGCUGGAGCAUGUAACAAUGUCGAUCAAGAUGUAUCAGUUGAUCCCGGUAGUGUAGCAUUUAAAGUUGCAGUCAUAAGUGUAAAGUUAGGAAAAGAAACAGGUUUGAGUAUGCCCUUUGGAGAAGUAUUGAUUGAUUUCGUUAAUGUCAUGGAUA